AGGGAAUAAGGAAGCUGUUCUCUGGAGCGUUAAUGGCAGCUAGUAGAGGGGCCAUGGUCACUGUGGGGCAGCUCUCCUGUUAUGACCAGGCCAAGCAGCUGGUUCUGGGAACUGGUUUGAUGACUGAUAACAUUUUCACUCACUUUGUUGCUAGCUUCAUUGCGGGAGGUUGUGCUACUGUUCUCUGUCAGCCUAUGGAUGUUGUGAAAACCAGACUGAUGAAUUCAAAGGGGGAAUACAGGGGGGUGAUUCAUUGUCUGUCUGAUACUGGAAAACUCGGACCUAAAGCUUUCUACAAG
Sinocyclocheilus anshuiensis is the source of this 299-nucleotide messenger RNA. Its product is annotated as mitochondrial dicarboxylate carrier-like. The transcript has 4 exons. Lineage: Eukaryota; Metazoa; Chordata; Actinopteri; Cypriniformes; Cyprinidae. The record is from RefSeq and is a predicted model, not a curated record. The annotation marks the transcript as partial.